AUGGGACAUAGCGAGGGUAGACCAACUUGCAUCAUCCACUUUGACAGAAAAUUUGAGCCACAGAAAAGACUAUCUAAUGAAACUUUGAAAACUAUAUGUUUGAGAAGAGAGGAAUGGCUUGCUCUUCCAGACGAGUGCCACGACAACCAAAAGAAUAUUGCAAAUCAGUCUUUUGAAUUUAUACCUGACCUCGUUAAAGAUAUUCAGGAGUUACAAGAGCCUGCAAUUUUAUCACAUGUCUUGUUAUCUAAGUUUUUUACUUAUGUAACUAAACUGCAACCAGCUAAAAAUUAUAUCGAAAAGAGAAUUUCUGCAGGUCUUACUCAAAAUAUUAAACCAGAAAACGAAGAUACAGAGGAUAGUGGCCCUAAAAGAUAA
This is a messenger RNA of Paramuricea clavata, 378 nucleotides long. The record is from the annotation of a GenBank genome assembly. Lineage: Eukaryota; Metazoa; Cnidaria; Anthozoa; Malacalcyonacea; Plexauridae.